Molecule: messenger RNA, 850 nt
Organism: Exaiptasia diaphana
Lineage: Eukaryota; Metazoa; Cnidaria; Anthozoa; Actiniaria; Aiptasiidae
Product: melanocortin receptor 5-like
Exons: 1
Coding region: 85-837 (250 amino acids)
Biological process (GO): G protein-coupled receptor signaling pathway
Cellular component (GO): membrane
Molecular function (GO): G protein-coupled receptor activity
Source: RefSeq, a predicted model, not a curated record
UUGAUUAUUAUCAACGCUUGCAGCUCCCUUGUGGCUUGCGUCUUGAACUUCUUGAUCAUUUUGACUUUUGUCAAGACGCCAUCAAUGCGGAGACCUUCGUAUAUUCUUAUUCUUUGUUUAGCCAUCGCUGACUUUGGUGUUGGUGUUAUGGUGCAACCGGUUUAUUGCGUUGAACUGUUUGCCAAAAUGAGAGCAUAUGAAUCAAUUUUUUAUGCGACCUCAGCUUUUCGAGAAGGCAGUUCAUGGGUAAUAGGAGCUWCGUCUUUCCUGACRAUUACYGCCAUCACCAUCGACCGGUUUCUUGCUAUUCACUUGCAUCUGAGAUAUCAAGAACUUGUUACAACCAAGCGAUCGUKUAUAGUUGUAAUCRCUAUUUAUGUCAUUAGUCCGUUUGGGGUUUUUGCAAUGUGCGUUCAGUGCGUUGCUGAAAAAAUUAUUGUUGGAGUUUUGGUGUGUCUGGUGGCGUUGAACAUAGUAAUAAUGGUGAAGAUUUCUCGAGCUGUAAGUAAGCAUUCUGCAAACAUUAACGCGCAAAAGCAAUCAGUACGCGAAAGUUUGAACCUUCCACGUUACAAGAAAACAGUCAACACAAUGCACUAUAUCAUGGGUACGUUUGCAAUUUGCUUUAUUCCAGUUGCUAUUUCGAAUAUAACUCAAAGUGCUGUGGGAUAUGAAGAACUAUCGAUUUACCAUCGAACCGCAAUGCAUAUAACUAACACUAUAUGGUUGUUAAACAGUGCUUUGAAUCCAGUCAUCUACUGCUGGAGAAURCAAGACAUGCGAAAUGCUGUCGUGAAGGUGGUUCGAAAUAUUCGAUGUCUGCAUCAUGAACAAUAAUAACAGAAACAAA